AUGGAUAUAUCAAGUCUCGAGCACGUUACCCUCGAUACCCCUCUGUCUCCUUUCCGCAUCGCAAGGUACCCCGGCCACAAGUUCCAACUUGAAGGACUCGUCUAUUCCUUGUGGGUCAACGUCAUUAUCCUCGACAAAUAUGCACCGGGUUGUCCUUCACUUCUUCUUCAACGUUCCGCUUAUGAUAGUCACCCCGGGUGCUGGGAACUGCCUGGCGGCAAGGUUGACUAUGACGACCAAAAUUUACGUAAAGCUGCUGAACGCGUGGCUAAGGAAAGGACUGGUAGAACUGAGCUCCAGAUCCUUGAUACCGUCCUAUCAAAGAUCGAGAGAAAACAUCACUGGCAUAGUUUCACUUUUCUUGUGGUUGUCGAUAGACAGUCUGGCUGCAUGGGUUCGGCGGAAGAAGAGAAUCGGGAUUUAAAGUGGGUCACGAAGGACGAUGUAUUGAGGAUGGACAGGGCUGCAUUCUAUGGCACCGAACUAGAAACCAUCCUCGGGGCAUUUGACACUGUGGAGAAAGUAGUUGACCUUAGCCUGCAUGGGUCAUCUAGUACUCCACGACGAAUCCAGCAUCAGUAG
Messenger RNA from Aspergillus alliaceus, 582 nucleotides. RefSeq names its product NUDIX hydrolase. NCBI's taxonomy places the organism in Eukaryota, Fungi, Ascomycota, Eurotiomycetes, Eurotiales, Aspergillaceae. Bases 1 to 582 code for a protein of 193 amino acids. The transcript has a single exon. The record is from RefSeq and is a predicted model, not a curated record.